Antechinus flavipes (yellow-footed antechinus) is the source of this 5653-nucleotide messenger RNA. It is a transcript of the gene NEK9, whose product is annotated as NIMA related kinase 9. Gene Ontology annotation, molecular function: protein kinase binding; protein kinase activity; ATP binding. Gene Ontology annotation, biological process: protein phosphorylation. The transcript has 22 exons. The record is from RefSeq and is a predicted model, not a curated record. Lineage: Eukaryota; Metazoa; Chordata; Mammalia; Dasyuromorphia; Dasyuridae. Gene Ontology annotation, cellular component: centrosome. The coding region runs from base 217 to 3159 and encodes 980 amino acids.
CCAGAAGCUGAGAGGGCCAACAUGGAACCUCCCGCAUCUGCGAGGCUGGCAGAGGUGCAGGGCAGUCGCUGAGACGGGGGCAGGAGCAGCCGCCGCCGCCGCCGCUCAGCCCGGUCUGGCCUUUGUCGGGGCCUCCCCACCACCACCUCUUCCCCUCUCAAGAUCUACUCCCUUCCCUUCUCCGGCCCGGCCGGUCGCGGCGAAGCUGCCUCCGCCAUGUCAGUGCUGGGCGAGUACGAGCGACACUGCGACUCCAUCAACUCUGACUUCGGGAGCGAGUCCGGCGGUGGCGGCGGCUCUAGCGGCUCAGUAUCCAGCCCCGGCGCCGGCUCGUCCGCCCGCCCCGGAGGCGGCUUCCCGAUGGAGCAGGAGGAGUUGCAUUACAUCCCCAUCCGCGUCCUGGGCCGGGGCGCCUUCGGGGAGGCCACACUGUACCGGCGCACUGAGGAUGACUCAUUGGUUGUGUGGAAGGAAGUUGAUUUGACCCGAUUGUCUGAGAAAGAACGUCGUGAUGCCUUGAAUGAAAUUGUUAUUCUGGCUCUGCUACAACAUGACAACAUUAUUGCCUACUACAAUCACUUCAUGGACAAUAACACCUUGCUGAUUGAACUUGAGUACUGUAAUGGAGGAAACCUAUAUGAUAAAAUCCUGCGUCAGAAGGACAAAUUAUUUGAGGAAGAGAUGGUGGUCUGGUACCUAUUUCAGAUUGUAUCAGCAGUGAGCUGCAUUCACAGAGCUGGGAUACUUCAUAGAGAUAUAAAAACUUUAAAUAUUUUCCUAACUAAGGCAAACCUAAUAAAACUUGGAGAUUAUGGACUGGCAAAGAAACUUAAUUCUGAGUACUCCAUGGCUGAAACUCUUGUGGGAACCCCAUAUUACAUGUCUCCAGAACUCUGCCAGGGGGUGAAGUACAACUUCAAAUCUGAUAUCUGGGCAGUAGGCUGUGUUAUUUUUGAGCUGCUCACCUUAAAGAGGACCUUUGAUGCAACGAAUCCUCUUAAUCUGUGUGUGAAGAUUGUGCAAGGGAUCCGUGCCAUGGAAGUAGAUUCCAGUCAAUAUUCUUUAGAGUUGAUCCAGAUGGUUCAUUCAUGUCUUGAUCAGGACCCUGAGAAGAGGCCCACUGCAGAUGAACUUCUGGAUUUUCCACUUCUCAGUAAACGCAGGAGGGAGAUGGAAGAAAAAGUCACCUUGCUUAAUGGGCCAACAAAAAGACCAAGGUCAAGUACUGUGAAUGAGACUCCCAUUGCAGUGGUAACAUCACGGACCAGUGAGGUUUAUGUUUGGGGAGGUGGAAAAUCUACCCCCCAGAAGCUAGAUGUCAUCAAGAGUGGAUGUAGUGCCCGGCAGGUGUGUGCAGGAAAUACCCACUUCGCUGUGGUGACGGUGGAGAAGGAGUUAUACACCUGGGUGAACAUGCAAGGGGGUACCAAACUUCAUGGGCAGCUGGGCCAUGGAGAUAAAGCUUCAUAUCGACAGCCCAAGCAUGUAGAAAAGUUGCAAGGCAAAGCAAUCCAUCAGGUGUCAUGUGGAGAUGACUUCACUGUAUGUGUCACAGAUGAAGGUCAGCUCUAUGCCUUUGGAUCGGAUUAUUAUGGUUGCAUGGGUGUAGACAAGGUUGCCGGGCCUGAGGUACUAGAACCCAUGCAGGUAGACUUCUUCCUAAACAAUCCAGUGGAGCAGGUCUCCUGUGGAGAUAAUCAUGUGGCAGUUCUAACACGAAAUAAGGAAGUCUAUUCAUGGGGCUGUGGAGAAUAUGGACGACUAGGUUUGGAUUCAGAAGAAGAUUAUUACACACCACAGAAGGUAGAUGUGCCUAAAGCCUUGAUUAUAGUCUCAGUUCAGUGCAGCUGUGAUGGAACGUUUCUUCUAACACAGUCAGGCAAAGUGCUGGCAUGUGGACUCAACGAAUUCAACAAACUGGGCCUAAACCAAUGCAUGUCUGGCAUCAUCAACCACGACGCUUACCAUGAAGUUCCCUACACAACUUCAUUUACUCUGGCCAAGCAAUUGUCAUUUUACAAGAUCCGAACCAUCGCCCCAGGCAAGACUCACACUGCAGCUAUUGAUGAACGGGGUCGCCUUUUGACCUUUGGUUGUAACAAGUGUGGCCAACUUGGAGUGGGGAAUUAUAAGAAGCGCCUAGGAAUUAACCUAUUGGGGGGACCUCUUGGUGGAAAACAGGUGAUCAGAGUCUCUUGUGGUGAUGAAUUUACCAUUGCUGCUACUGAUGAUAAUCACAUUUUUGCUUGGGGAAAUGGUGGGAAUGGCCGUCUAGCAAUGACUCCCACAGAAAGACCUCAUGGCUCCGAUAUAUGUACCUCAUGGCCUCGUCCUAUUUUUGGAUCUCUGCAUCACAUCCCAGAUCUGUCUUGCCGAGGCUGGCACACCAUUCUCAUUGUUGAGAAAGUACUAAAUUCUAAGACCAUCCGUUCCAAUAGCAGUGGCUUGUCGAUAGGAACUGUGGCUCAAAACUCCACUCAAGGAGGAGGGGGUGGAGGAGAAGAGGAGGAAAGCCAACAGGAAUCUGAGACCCCUGAUCCAAGUGGAGGCUUCAAGGGAACAAUGGAGGCAGAUCGAGGAAUGGGGGAUUUAAUGAGUCCAACUGAGGCCAUGGGGCUCAGUAAUGUGAGCAACAGUUCCUGCCCUGGCUGGCUACGCAAGGAGUUAGAAAAUGCAGAAUUCAUACCUAUGCCUGACAGCCCCUCACCCUUGAGUGCAGCUUUUUCAGAACCUGAGAAAGAUACUCUGCCCUAUGAGGAGCUACAAGGACUCAAAGCAGCCUCUGAAGCACCUGCAGAAUGCAACAAGUCUACAAGAGAAGCCUGGCUCCCCAGGCUUAAUUCGGCUCUAGGAUGUGCUGGAAAGGGAGGAUCAUUGGCUACUGCCUGUGGUUGUAGCAGCCUGCAGGUGGAGGUGGAACGGCUAGAAGGUCUGGUGUUAAAAUGUUUGGCUGAACAGCAGAGACUACAGCAGGAAAAUCUCAAAAUUUGGACCCAACUCCAAAGGCUUAACAAGGAAACAGAAGGAGUACAAAAGUUGGAGACUCAUUCCAAAGGAACUCAGACAACAAAAGAAGAGAUGGAAACAGAUCCAAAACCAGACUUGGAUUCGGAUUCCUGGUGCCUUUUGGGAACAGAUUCCUGUCGAUCCAGUCUUUAGUUUCCUGAUCCUGUACAUCCCCAGUAAGAUGGGAUCCCUGCAACUUCACAGCACAACUUCUGAAUGCAGAGAGCAGCUUUCCUGGCUUCAUUUCAGUUGCUGACAAGGAGCAAAGCAGGAGGCUCUGAAGUGCCUCUAGAGUACAGUUGGAGGAAAGCAUCUCCUUUUAGAUAGGAACAAGGAGUGUUUAUUAUUUGUUUUGUUUUAUUUUUUGAGGGGGUAGGGCCCUGUGUCCCUGACUUUGCCUCAGUGACUGCCAAAGCAACUGCAGCUCUGUACCUCAUCCGUUGAUCCCACCUUUGAAGGAGAGAAACAACCCUACCAUGCUAUUUGCAUUGGUAGCAACUUAUACCCAUAUAUAAUUUUCAUCACUCAGUACCAAUCACUGAACUUCUGGGUGGAGGAGGGGAAAGUGAAAAGCAUAAGAGAGCUUGUUAGGAGCUGGUUGGUUGUAACAGGGCCUUAGUCCUGCCAAAGUCAGCUUAAAAGAUGGCAAAGUGCAAUCUCAGAGACAGAAUCUGAGGGAAAGAAGUUUUACAGACUAGUUUUUGGCUUAUUUUCAUAGAGUUGAAAUAACUCAUAUGCAGCUAAAUAUUGGAGGAAAAGAGAGUUUAGAUUGCUAUUGCUCUGGAAGUUGACUGAGAUUUCUCCAGUGAGAAUAAAAGAAAGAAGGAUAGGCCACUCUUUAUUACAUAGCCAUACUCUUGGUGCAUAAUGCUGGAGCUUCUGCACUGUGGAUGAGGCAGGGAAAGAUUUUAUAGUCCUGAAAAAGGAACCUCCAAAAGUGAUGCUAUUUCUUUGAGUAUUGAAAACAUUGGAGAAGGGAGAGUCUCCUCAAGACUUAAGUCACAAAGGAAAAGAAGUCCUCUAAUGAUAUUGUCUUCAGCAGCUAUGCUUGGCUUCUUAAAGGCUGCUGGUGGAUGCUGUGGCCCUUUCUCUCAUGAAGAGGACCCUUGCUGCUUUUGCCUUCAUAGCUUGUUUUUGUUCUCAUCUUGGCACCAGUAGCACUAGUCCCUGUUGUUCUGUAUCUAAUCAGUAUUUUUUCCCCCUUUGCUUCUUAUGAAGCCACAUAGUAGCCAGUGAAUCUGUGUUUUCCUUAUUAUGUGGCUCUUAGCCAGCACCGAAGUUCCUUAAAUAUGUAACAGACUGAUUAGAAUGUAGGAAAUGGAAGAAAUGGGCAGGGGAUGUGUCCCCAUGACCUGACCUUUAUGUCUACUGUGCCACUGUAAGGAGGAGCAGACCACCUUUCUCAGAAAUAGUUAAUUGUCUUUAUUAUUCCUGAACCCCAUAUCUUAAACACCUUAGUUUAUGUACUAUGAGUUCCUGGUUUCCCUUAAAGGUAUAAACUUUAUAUUUCAGUUGAAAAAUGAAGUGUCUUGAUUUCACAAGUGCCUGUUUAUCAAUUUCAUAUCUACCUCCCUGCAAACAGUCAAGUUGUUUUGUUUUCCCUAAACUAAAAGAUGAGAUUUGAUUUUUAUUUGGUCUUAAGUGAUGGUUUUGCUACCUUUCUGGACAUACUUUUUCUGAUGUUAAGACUAGAGGUUAGAAAAAUCCCAUGCCUGGGAUUGGGAGUUUGGAGGGAGGAACAGCUGUAUUUAAUGGAAGCAGCUGUUUUUCUGUAUCAUGUUCCCAUUAUCUUCACAGUUAAGGAAAGCCAGUUAUAGUAGUACUAAUGUAAUCAAUGUACCUUUUGAGUAAGGAAGAGGCCAAUCCCAGAUUAAGAAUAUAAAUUCUAGAAACUUAGAGUUUUUUUAAAGAAAGAAAAAAAAAAACACAACUUAGUAUGUUUUGUUUUAUCAUGUAAAUGCAUCUUUGAUUUCUGAGGUUUGAUGAGCCUUGCUCCUGUAACCUUCAUAUUCACUGUCUCAGCAGGACUGGGAGGUGGGAUCUGUUGAGUAUAAACCAUGAUCAUUGCUUCUGAAGGGGAAAUGAAGGAAUUUGUCAUGUUGCUAAGACUGUGAGAUGUAAGUGAGAAUGAAAGGAGAAAGAGGCCUACUCUUAACAGCAAGUCAUUUUUUAGCAGCAUAACACUGGUCAUUUUCUGUAUUAUGUGCCUUUAAGAAGCCUUAAUUUCCUGUUCAUCUGGCUGAGAAUUUUAAGUUCUGUGUCUUUAAAGACACAUUGCACUUAUUACCCAGGAUAGGGUUGGGAGAACCCAAUGAUUUUCAUAGCAACGAGCUAUGCAAACAGAAACCAGUUCAGAACUGGCGACCAUGCAUUGGAUGACAUACAGAGGACACGUAGGCAGAAGUUCCUUUGAAUGUUCUCAACCCCCUUUUUCUUUUGUCCUGUUAUAUUUUUCUUCUUUUGGAACUAGAUCUGUAUUCGUUAAGCUUCCAGUAGUAAUGCUUUUGAGUUAAUAAUAUAACCUGAUUAAAACCUCUGCUCUGACACUUAAAAAAAGAACUAGCUUGUUGUUAGUCUCAUGUUUGAAAGGUUAAGGAUGGAAUGGUUUGGCAUUUGUUUAAAUAAACAUAUAAACUCUUAAAUGGUA